AUGAAGUGAUUUUAAAUAUUGAGAUUUAUUCGCUUUCAUAAAAAAAAAAAGUGAUCAACGUUUGCAAAGUGAUAAAUUUGCUUUGAUAUCAUCUGUAUGGGAUAAGUUUCUUCAAAAUAGCCAAAAUUGCUGCAAACUAGGUGUAAAUAUUACCAUUGACAAACAAGCUCUUUCCAUCAAAAGCCAGAUGACAGAUUUAUUCAAUAUUUACCGAAUAUUUGCCUUUUGUAAGAAAUUCGUGUUAACACUUCCUUCCUGCCAGGUAUCAAGUGCCCUCGAGAUGCACGCGAAACAUUUCCACAAUGUCCUUUUCCCAUUUCGCGCAAUUAUAGCCCGAAACCAGCCAGUCCAACGAUCGACUCACUGUCCGAUAUCGAUCGGUCUAACCGCCCACUCAUACACGGUGUGCCAUUAUCAUUUGGCAAGCAUCGAGCCAAAAGAGGGGGGAUCGGAUGUCGCGAUAAUUAAAAGGAGAGUUAAAGCGCGCCGUAGG
This is a messenger RNA of Heterotrigona itama, 493 nucleotides long. The record is from the annotation of a GenBank genome assembly. Lineage: Eukaryota; Metazoa; Arthropoda; Insecta; Hymenoptera; Apidae.